AUGUCUUCGACAAAGCCUAGUGGCAAGACUGAGCCUAAGACAAAGAAAUUCGGCAAAGGCCAGCGGACAAUCCCUCACCACACCCAGAAGGCCCGGAAGUUCUACCCGGCUGAAAUCGAAGCAAAGCCGAAGAAAGUCCGCAAGUCAAUCCGUGAAGCCAAACUCCGCCCCUCCCUCGUACCUGGUGCUGUCCUCAUACUUCUCGCCGGUCGCUUUCGCGGCAAAAAGGUCAUAUUUCUCAAACAUCUCUCGCAAGGCGUGCUACUCGUUACGGGUCCUUUCAGAGUGAAUGGCGUUCCGCUACGGCGAGUGAACCACAAAUAUGUAAUUGUUACAAAGAACAAAGUCGAAUUGAAGGGGAUCGACGAUAAGGUGCUGGAGAAGGUGGGGCAGGAGGGGUAUUUCACAAAGGACAAGGCACAGAAAAAGAGCGGGGAAGAUAAGUUCUUUAGUCAAGGGGAGAAGCCUGAGAAGAAAGAGGUAUCAUCGACGAGAGCAAGCGAUCAGAAAUCGGUCGAUAAGGCGAUAUUACAAACGCUUGGGAAAGAGUCGUUGCUGAAAGACUACUUGGCGACGACUUUCAGCUUAAGGAGCGGGGAUCGGCCACAUGAGAUGGUGUUCUAG
Molecule: messenger RNA, 624 nt
Organism: Bacidia gigantensis
Lineage: Eukaryota; Fungi; Ascomycota; Lecanoromycetes; Lecanorales; Ramalinaceae
Exons: 3
Coding region: 1-624 (207 amino acids)
Biological process (GO): cytoplasmic translation; ribosomal large subunit assembly
Cellular component (GO): cytosolic large ribosomal subunit; ribosome
Molecular function (GO): structural constituent of ribosome; RNA binding
Source: RefSeq, a predicted model, not a curated record